This is a messenger RNA of Frankliniella occidentalis (western flower thrips), 1286 nucleotides long. Its product is annotated as RNA-binding protein 1-like. Gene Ontology annotation, biological process: mRNA splicing, via spliceosome. Gene Ontology annotation, molecular function: RNA binding. The record is from RefSeq and is a predicted model, not a curated record. Gene Ontology annotation, cellular component: nuclear speck. The transcript has 4 exons. The coding region runs from base 177 to 575 and encodes 132 amino acids. NCBI's taxonomy places the organism in Eukaryota, Metazoa, Arthropoda, Insecta, Thysanoptera, Thripidae.
UUCGGCUUUGAGACCGACCAUCCGCCAUAUUGAUUUAAUCUGAUGUGAAGUAGUAGAGUUCAGUUUUGUGGCUACAGUUUUUCUCUGCGUCAAAUCGGGAGAAAACGUCAACGCUACGAGUACGAAGAGAAGUGUUUCGGACUUACAGAUCCCUUCUUGUAAUCCAAGACCUCACGAUGUCUCAUCGAGAUUGGGAUCUUAGCUGCAAAGUCUAUGUAGGGAACCUGGGAAGCAGCGCUUCUAAACAUGAACUGGAGUCUGCCUUUACCAAGUAUGGACCUCUGCGGAAUGUGUGGGUAGCCAGGAACCCCCCUGGUUUUGCUUUCAUUGAGUUCGAAGACCCAAGAGAUGCGGAGGAUGCUGUUAGAGGACUGGAUGGAACAAGAAUGUGUGGUACCCGUGUGAGGGUGGAGAUGUCAAAUGGUAGGAGUCGCAGUCGUGGAGGAGCUGGUGGUGGCAGCAGGCGUGCUGGCAGGUCACGAUCACGCUCUCCUCGUCGCCGCUCUCUUAGCCGGUCACGUUCCCGAAGCCGCUCCCGCCGGUCACGCUCAGGCUCUCGUGACCGCAGAUACUGAUAAUACAGAAUCAAAUGGUGAAUUGUUUGGGAUUUUUGCAAAAUUAUUGAUUCAAAGGGAAAAGAAAGAAAAAUUGAGGCUCUUUAAGAACUUUGGAGUAAGCGUUCUCUUUUGUGCUGAUCAAUCUUAAAUAAUGCACCAUAUGUAAUUUGAUUCUUACAGAUACUUAGUUUUAAGUCUUAUCUUUAUUCAAUUUUAACUAAAUGAGUGUAAAUUUUUUCCAUUGCAUUAUUGUUAUGGCUAUCAUUCCUCUGUAUUGUUGAAAACAAUAUCAUGUAUGUUGGCUCAUGUUUCUUUUUAAUUAGUAAGUGUCUGUACCAGUAUUCUAAGCUUGGAUUGCUUGUUUAUCUUGUGACUCAAGUGCUAACUGUAAGAUUAGCAUCAAAUAAGAUACCUGUUAAAUUUUAUCCAAGUAACAUUGACAAACUUGAUGACUGCUUUUUAGACAUUAAUAACAGAGCACAAUGUCAUUAAAUCAUAUACAUGUCAUUGUAGAGUUAAGUAGUUGAUUCUCAUAUUUAUUAUUAGAUAUCAUGUUUCUUUAUCAAACAAAUACAUUCACGUGAUCAAAGCUUUCGAAUUUUGAGGGUUUUAGAACUAUUUAUGUUUGUCUUCACUUACAUUUUUGUGUUGUACACUUUGUGUUUAACUUGUUCAGGGCUUGAAUAUUACUGUCAUUAAAUUAAAUCACAACUUGACUUAUCACAAUAA